UUCCUUUUUCGUGCUUGCUUUCUUGGGGAUUUCCGCCCCUCCCCCCGGAUUGUUCGAUACAUUCGCGACGACUCGGGGCUGGUAUGUUGCUUCCUCGGUUUCGACCGCAGCGCUUGUCCCGCGUCAACUAAAAUGUUAGGCUUAUUCUGUUUACCGUGGGCCACGCGGCUUGAUACCAACCAACCCUUGGUAUCUCCAUGGUGGCCUCGUCGUUCGUCGAUGUGAACGAACAAAUCUGGCGUACGUUGCUUGUCCUGGCCAAUCUCAUUGAAAUUUCCAGGUGUUCAAGUCAAACACACUUUUUUUUUUUAUAUAUUCUUUUCUGAUUUAGUUGUGAAGACAUUUUUGUUUCUUGUGGCUUAUUAAUUGCUUGAUUGAUGGCUGGGCACCGUUGGGAAAUUUCGACCUGCGUAGAAUGCACGGAUGGUAAUAUAAUGUUUACUUGUCAUCGCGGGGGCCAGAUUGGAUGAUAGUGACAUGGUUGAUUAUCACUAGUCGCUGGAUAAAGCCUAUGUUGUGUCUGUGCAUGGACUUGUCGCCAAAUGAAUCAUUAUAGCUGCAUCCUGCUGUUUUCGUCGGUUGGGUUCCGGCCAACUUCCAGCAUUGGAUUUCUUGGCCCUGUGUAUGAUUUAUCGACCUCCCACGUUCUCUUGCGUGUCCACUUGUCUUUAAAAAUCGACUAUAUAUAUGUAAUGUGCCUCUACUCCAAUAACACCAAGAAAGCCCUGAAACUGAUAAACCUUGCCUCUGCUCACUAAGCCUGUUGACCACGCUUGUAGAUAAGACAUGGGUCAAGCACUUGGUUUGGUUCAAGUGGAUCAAUCCACAGUAGCCAUCAAAGAAUCUUUUGGGAAGUUUGACGAAAUACUAGAGCCUGGAUGCCACUUCUUGCCAUGGUGCAUAGGGAAGCAAAUUGCUGGGUAUCUGUCACUCCGUGUGCAGCAGCUUGAUGUCCGCUGCGAAACAAAGACAAAGGAUAAUGUCUUUGUCAAUGUUGUGGCUUCUGUGCAAUAUCGUGCCCUUGCCGAUAAGGCAUCUGAUGCAUUUUACAGGCUUAGUAACACCAGGGAGCAAAUCCAGUCAUAUGUCUUUGAUGUCAUCAGGGCAAGUGUUCCAAAGAUGAACUUGGAUGAUGCCUUUGAGCAGAAGAAUGAAAUCGCCAAAGCUGUAGAAGAUGAACUUGAAAAGGCAAUGUCGAUGUAUGGAUACGAGAUUGUGCAGACUCUGAUUGUUGAUAUUGAGCCCGAUGAGCAUGUGAAGAGAGCCAUGAAUGAGAUCAAUGCAGCUGCUAGGCUGAGGUUGGCUGCCACCGAGAAAGCUGAGGCAGAGAAGAUACUGCAGAUCAAGAGAGCUGAAGGUGAUGCAGAAUCCAAGUACUUGGCCGGUCUAGGUAUCGCAAGACAGCGCCAGGCUAUAGUGGAUGGGCUGAGAGACAGUGUUCUUGCUUUCUCUGAGAAUGUUCCUGGGACCUCUGCAAAGGAUGUCAUGGACAUGGUUCUGGUGACCCAGUACUUCGACACCAUGAAGGAGAUCGGGGCCUCAUCCAAGUCCUCGUCGGUCUUCAUCCCUCAUGGACCAGGUGCUGUCAGAGACAUCGCAGCGCAGAUAAGGGAUGGUCAGCUCCAGGCCAGUCUGCUGUGAGCACGUUGAUGCAUACUUUUGACAUUCCCAUCAGUAAAGAAGUACAUAUACCUCAUGAGACAAGUAAAACUUAUUAGGGAUAAUGUGAGUACUUUCAUAUCAGUAGUGCUUGUUCGUUCUAUCUAUCUGGUACGUGUGAUUAUUUAUUAUCGAGAUAAAUGUUAUAUAGGUUUGUAGAACAAGAUGAGGGCCAGUUGCUGUAAAAAUUUGUCAUGCCGUGGUACUGUUUGGAACUUAUCUAAGCUAUUAUGGAGCCUGAGGACACUCCUCCAUCAAACUAUUUUGUGAUAACCUGCUUCUCUGUUAUCGUGAAUGAGAAUCUCAUCUCCAUUUUCUGUGCCCA
Molecule: messenger RNA, 1984 nt
Organism: Sorghum bicolor (sorghum)
Lineage: Eukaryota; Viridiplantae; Streptophyta; Magnoliopsida; Poales; Poaceae
Product: hypersensitive-induced response protein 1
Exons: 6
Coding region: 787-1641 (284 amino acids)
Source: RefSeq, a predicted model, not a curated record